AAUUAUAUACCCUAUGGACUAUAUACAGAACUCUAUACUCUUUAUUUCUUUGUCUAUGCGCGUAAGGUCGUAGUGCAUAUCCUAAUUUGUAAUCGCUAUUAUGUACAUGUUAUGUGUCUGGAACAGCUUGGACUGGGUUAACCAAGGUGUGUUGAGCUCCAUGCCUUGGGGAGAUGGCCACUACAAUGUAUAUUUUAAAUUACUAAGGCUGUAUACCUUAAGCUUUUUAUUUUCCUCGAGGAGGGUUCCUGCCAAAUCUGCCAUCACUCUGGACCUUUAUAGAGAUGUUUGUUGUUUUGAAAGUACGUUUUGUCCCCCAGUGUGGAGACAAACCGGGGAUGAUGAUGGUGAACAAGUGUCCUACAUCGUAUUCUCUUUAACAAAAAAAACGUGCCCUCAUUUUAUUUUAGAAGAACGUAGCUCUAUACAACGUGCCUGGAAGGCCUAUAUAUAAUGCCUGCCGGCUCUAUCUAACUAUAGAACUGUCCUAUAUAUAUAUAUAUAUAUAUAUAUAUAUAUAUAUACGGCCUGUGGAGAUUUUAAAAAGGGAAAAUCUGAAUUUGAAGAUCAUCCCUGGUACGAGGGUCUUGCGUACGUUUUGUUUCAGCACAAAAGCCCAGGUCAGAGGAGACUUAUUGAGGCCAAGUGAAAGAGAAGGGCGUCUUUUAUGAACUUACCUGCAUGGAGUUAUGAACACCAAUCAAACUUCAUCAUGAUUUCUUUACCCCCUGACGUGCGUGUGUGUGUGUGUGUGUGUGUGUGUGUGUGUGUGUGUGUGUGUGUGUGUGUGUGUGUGUGUGUGUGUGUGUGUGUGUGUGUGUGUGUGUGUGUGUGUGUGUGUGUGUGUGUUUGUGUUUUAACGUGCAGCACUUCAGGAGGUUCACCAAUUACACUGAGGUGAGGGUAAGACUGUCUUGUAACGGUCUCAGGGUCGUUGGGGGUAACCUAGGUAAUCUUUUUGCCAGAAUAGGUCACCACGUACAAGUUGUGGAAAUUGCUAAAGGCAAAAAUGGCAGAGAAUGAGGGGUUAAGCAGUCGAGGAUUGGAAAAUGACCAUAUACAGAAUUUCCGUCCAGUUAUUUUUUGGCAUCAUGAAUUGUGAUGGAUAAUAAUUGACCAAGCUGUUUCUCUGCUCUUCUCUGACAGAAAAAAACGUUUAUUCCUUUUCUUCAACUUUCAGACAAUGAGCUUGAAAGUUAGGCGAGCGGAGAGGACCCUGUUAGAAGCUAGUGCCUGAGUCUCUGGGAAUAUGCCAGUGAUGACUAACAUUGGAUUUGACAAAAUGUUACUUGUUUUUACACGAAUGGUUAAGUCGUUGUGUACAUAUAUAAAUAUAUGUAUAAAUAAAUUAAAGAUUUUUAACUACAGAUUGUGCUAUAGAGGAUUUAUUUUGGUUGGUCAACAGUUGCUUUGUUAAUUAUAUCUAAUAAUACAUUUUUUUAUAUAUUUACACAAAAAUAAUGUUUUGGGUCAAGAAAUGAUUUAACAAUGUGUCCACAUGCUCAAUACAAUGUGAUUUAAGGGAUGUAAUUCAAAAUGUUCCCUAAACGAAUACGUUGAUACAAUAAAUGUACAACUCUUUAGGUCAAAAUGACAUUACAUACAAGUAUAUUCAGAAUAUAUGAGGCACACUGCUCAGUGGCACCCCUGGUGUUCCUGUGCGGUACCGCUGUUGGCAUGACAACCACAACCUCGUUGACAUGGCCUCUCUUCUGAAAGAACCUUUAUUUGAAAUAAGUGCACAAGGCCCUGCGCCUAAUAAGGAUUUUUAUCAAUUGAGCAUCACUAAAUCAGACGUAAUAUGGAGGUAUUGGAAGAUUUCCCUCAGAAAUGCCUCCAGGAACGCAAAGCCCGGGGAGCAGAGAGAGUCCCACCAAGACUACCUGGAGGACACCCGCCUACAGAGCCAGGUGGGCCUGGUGUUCGGCCAGGGGGUCCAGGCCUACACGCUGGCCCUGGGCCGAGGCUGCUACGACUACCUGGAGCGCCUGCCUGACGCCCUGCUGCUCCGCAUACUGGCCCACCUGCAGCUGGAGGAGGUGGGCGCGCUGGGCCAGACCUCCCACCGCUUCAGGAAGCUGUGCAGCUCAGAGGCCUUCUGGGAGCAGGCGGUGCGGGGCCACUGGGAGACGGUCCCGGCCGAGGUGGGGUCCCUCGGGCUUGAGCUGGGCUGGCGCCGGGUCUUCUUCACCAGCAAGCUGCAGCUCCAAAAGCUGAUCAGCCGCCAGCGGCAGCAGCUCAGAGAGGAGGAGGAGGAGGGACCCCUCUCCCAGGGCGGCAGAGGGCCCGGCCCCUCCUCUCCGGUCAUGCUUGCCUGGUUGCGCUCGCACGCGGCCAGCGACCUAGGCGACACCGGGCGGGUUCUGCAUGACGCUCUCCCGUCAGCUCCAACGCCUGCGCCCCCUACUGCCGCCCAACUGGGGGCCGGCCUGCUGCGCUGCCUCUGCCAGGGAGGAGGCAUGGGCUGGGGCACCCAGGGAUCAGUGGACGUCGCCCAGUGUUGA
This is a messenger RNA of Gadus chalcogrammus (walleye pollock), 2504 nucleotides long. It is a transcript of the gene fbxo36b, whose product is annotated as F-box protein 36b. Lineage: Eukaryota; Metazoa; Chordata; Actinopteri; Gadiformes; Gadidae. The record is from RefSeq and is a predicted model, not a curated record. Gene Ontology annotation, biological process: SCF-dependent proteasomal ubiquitin-dependent protein catabolic process. Bases 1701 to 2504 code for a protein of 267 amino acids. The transcript has 5 exons. Gene Ontology annotation, cellular component: SCF ubiquitin ligase complex. Gene Ontology annotation, molecular function: protein binding.